Messenger RNA from Protopolystoma xenopodis, 354 nucleotides. The record is from the annotation of a GenBank genome assembly. Lineage: Eukaryota; Metazoa; Platyhelminthes; Monogenea; Polystomatidea; Polystomatidae.
AUGCCUUCGGGUUGGGCGAAGUGGCGCAAGAAUUACGCCUCCCAUCCCCGUGGCAUGAACAUGCCAAAACUUGCGCAUCUCGUUUCAACCCAUGCGCCUGGACGGUCAUUCUCUCACCUUUCCUGUAACACUCGGGUUGCCGGAUUUUCAAAAAGAAAGUCACUUGAUCUGCGGGACGGCUGGAAUGAGAGAGGAGACGGCGCUUUACAGGAGCGUAACUCGUCCCUCUUCAUUAAAUUCCAGUUUUCACCAUUGCCAUUUGCAUGUUUUCGAGCAGCCACCUCCGUCAGAGUUGCUUCGGCGGCAUUGCCUGGUAUCGGCCGCUUACUAACUCCAAGGACCUGCCAUGUGUGA